CUGCUUAACGCAACGCAACCGAGGUCCUCACUCCUUUGUUUUAACCAAUUCCCCGCGAAACAUCUCGCCAACGCGAACGCGCUGACGCGCUAACUUGUAUCACUUGCCGCUUCCUCACACGUCGCCUUCUGAGGGACAGCGCUCCAGCGACUACUGACCUUCAAGGCACCGACUUCGCGCGUGAAAGCUGGUACAAGCUCGUGCGAUACCUUCAAUAACGGUUCCAGGGCGUGAUCUUGGUCAUGCCUGUGAAGCAAUCGAAGCCAGAGGCCAAGAAGGCCAGAAGCGCAACCUCGAACGGCACGCGCAAGGCCACUCCGGAACAAGCUCCACCAGAACAUCGAUCGCCCCCGCAGCCGCCUGAUCUCUCCGAAGCAGACAAGACCCGACUACGACAAUUCCUGGACAGAAAUGCCACGCCCUUUACUGUCAAGACCGCCGCGGCGUCGAAGAAGCGCAAGAGGGAUGGGCUGGUCCAGGUGCAAGAUGAUCUGUUCGAGGAUAGACUCUCUGUGCAGUAUGAGGUCGCACCCAGAGACAAGUGGGAGAGUUUGAGGCGAUACAAGAAGUUUACUGUUGGCCAGGAGAGCAUCGCAACGGGACAAUGCAUCUAUGUGAAGGCAGAUGAGUCCGACGCUCCGAACAUGAAUGCUGCCGAGCAGUGGAAAGCUAAGGUGCUGGAGGUCCGCGCGCUUGAUUCAGAACAUGUCUACAUAAGAGUGGCUUGGCUGAAUCGGCCUGAGGACCUACCGGAUGGACGCAAACCAUAUCAUGGCAAGCACGAGUUGAUCCCUACUAAUCAAAUGGACGUGAUUGACGCUAUGGCUGUCAACGGUAGCUUUGAUCUUGUACACUGGGACGAGAAGGAUGAAGAGUCGCCAAUGCCCAGAGAAGACGAAUUCUUCUGGCGACAGACCUUCGAUUUUGCCAACUCCCGCACCUUCACCAAGCUGCAUCUGAUAUGUGUGGAUGGAGAGCCCAUCAACCCCGACCAAGUCAUCCUGCAGUGCUCCAAUGCCAAAUGCCGGAAGUGGAUACAUGUCAACUGCAUCGCGGAGAAAACAGUGGCCGAAUAUGAGUCGGUAAACGAGACUAAGAAAGCUGCAAACACUCCCAAGAAGCGAGGUCGGCCAAAGAAUUUGACAAUCAGUUCACACGCCAAAGCGAGUGGUGUGGCGAAGAACAAAAAGGGCACAGUCACCGCACACGUCUUCAUCAAGGGCUUGCCUGACGGACCCAAUGACACUCCGUCCGCCAGCUCUGGAGUCGUGGUGAUCGAUGGAGAUAAGCAAGAGCAUGCAGAAGAUCUGCUAUGCUUACACUGCUCGGAACCUAUCAUGGACGACUGAUCUUGAUUGAUCAUGAUGCCGAAUGCUCCCCGGUAAAUUGCUGCAUCUUCGCGAAACCCCACCACCUCUUUCACUAAUGCAGGAGAGAGCGAGACGCAUGAGCGCGUGGAGCCAGCGUUCACUACGCAAGUGGGCGGCUGCAAAGCGCGCGCACUGCAACGGUUCACAUUUGGCAGUCGUAGACAGAGUGUGGGCUUGAUGAUUUGCGAGCAUUGUUACUGUAGCAGAAGCGCCGCAUUCUCAUAUGCCGACAGUGACCUGCAUCGUCGGCUGCAGCACCGGGCGCAGAUGCUGAGAGGACUGAAGCUUUGAUAUUGGCGAAGCAAAUGCACCAACUAAGGCAGGACAAUAAUAGCGUUACGAUCCGCUCUGGCGCGAGCGGCGAGCCAGGAGGUUCAGAGACGGCACGGCGCGCGGCAAGUAAGAAAGUCAUGCCAGGCUGGGCUCUAUCGAUGGGAUGGAGUCAUUACAGACUCACAGACAGCUGUCAUCGCAACGUCGAUGGCUACAUUAUACGAUCUUAGGCAAUUCUAGCGGUAUGAACCAUUCGACAGUUCUC
Messenger RNA from Pseudocercospora fijiensis CIRAD86, 1908 nucleotides. RefSeq lists its product as uncharacterized. Bases 243 to 1349 code for a protein of 368 amino acids. Gene Ontology annotation, molecular function: chromatin binding. The transcript is spliced from 4 exons. The record is from RefSeq and is a predicted model, not a curated record. NCBI's taxonomy places the organism in Eukaryota, Fungi, Ascomycota, Dothideomycetes, Mycosphaerellales, Mycosphaerellaceae.